ACUAGAGAGUGUGCGACACUUAUUACACGCAGCUCUGGGUUUUGACAGCCCGCCCGCCCGCCCGCCGCGCCUCCCUCGUCCAGUGGGGAGCUGCCACAUUCCUCUACCCGGAUCACCUUGCGUGUCCGGCUGGCACCUGCGGCCUUCCCCCUCCCCGCGCGUUGCAUUGGCUAGCUCCGGUCCGAUCCAUCCUGCUGGUUCUGGCUUCCAUGAGACCCUGACCUGAGGCGCGGUACGUACGGUAGCAGCAGCCUGGUCAAUUAGUUAGCUAGCCCGAGCCCCAUGGACAGGAGGAUGGACAGGCUCCUCGCCUCCUGUAUACCGGGCAUGGAGGCGGCGGAACGGGAAGACGAGGGGCUGGAGCUCAGCCUCUCGCUGCACCCGUUGCCGUCGUCGCCGCCCAGGUUCCAGGCGGUCUUCGCCUGCUGCUACUGCCCCAGGAAGUUCCGCAGCUCGCAGGCGCUCGGCGGCCACCAGAACGCGCACAAGGUGCAGCGCAACCUGGCGAGGCGAGGCCGGGAGGCCGCCUCGGCGCCAGCCGCGCCGCCGCCGGUAGCCGACCAGGGCAUCAGCAGGGCGUCCGGCAGCGAGAGCGCGCCGACGCCGCGCUCCAGGGCGGACCACCCGGGCGCCGAUGCGUGGCACCACCGCCGUCAACACUACCUUUAUCCGCGCCCGGCCCCGGCGGGGGGUGCACAAGCCUCGUCCGGUGCAUCGAGGGCCGGCGGAGAGGACGGGGAGGAGAUUAUUGACCUGUCCCUCAAGCUAUGAACUUAUCCAUCCAUCCAUGAGAGCUAGCUAGCGGCCCAGCACUACUAGCAGCAGUUCUUCUGAUCCUCUUGGUUCUCUUCCAUUAGCUUAUUGCUUAGUCGUUUCUUCAUCACGUCAUUUAUUAUUUCUUGUUUGAUGAUCUACGGUACGCGUGUGCUAUUCCUUGUCUCAGCUUUGUGGACUCGUAUGAUGCAUGAUUGAGAUAUUCUUGUGUCGAAUUCAGGGACGGAGCACGCAGGGGAGUAAUUAAGGUAAUAAUUGGGUGCACUCAUCAGAACCUUCUUCCCGGAGCUGGAUCUUGUAGUACUAUACUAAUGCUGAUCGCUCUGUGACAAUGUUCUGUCCUAGAAUUGCUACCUUUCGGACUUAGCUUUCCGCAGGUUUCAGGUAACCAAUGACUGCUUUAGCUUGUUGCUCUAGGGAUUUUUUUUUAUUGUUCAGUGGCCGUCGUCUCUCCCAGUAGCUAGUCCUUCUAGUAGUCAAUUAGUGCCACAAAUCAACCUCAUGCCCUAAUGCUGUGUUGAGUUAGGAACUACUUAGGAUAAACCCAUUUUUGCCAUGUUUUUUAGGAUUAUAGUUACUGAAAAAAAUUCUAGACAAACACUAUCAUACACAUUAUUCCUACUAGAUGUUCUUUUUAAUUUAUUUCCUAAUAAAAUGUUUAUUUAAG
Molecule: messenger RNA, 1441 nt
Organism: Zea mays
Lineage: Eukaryota; Viridiplantae; Streptophyta; Magnoliopsida; Poales; Poaceae
Exons: 1
Coding region: 283-771 (162 amino acids)
Biological process (GO): negative regulation of abscisic acid-activated signaling pathway
Source: RefSeq, marked validated